AUGGACAAGGAUGAUACCAAGGCACCGAAACUUCAAGCAGGAGGCUGGCGAAGACAUCGACUGGGGGGAAGAAGGUGAUCGGCCGGUAAUGGACAAGUCGACUUUGAAGUAAUCCAUCGGCAUAGAUUGUGUUUCGAACUUCUUCCAUUCCCACAUGGAAACGCCAGCAUAUUCUCUUACUUCAGAAUUGCUUCAAAGAUCUGGCCGUUGCAGCUCCUUGAGCCCUGGCUUCCGGUGAACCGAGAACAGCAGAUUCUAACUUUUGGAAUGUUUGGAUUGUACAGUGAAGCUCGCUACCGUAGGAUAUAUGAUGCUGUCCGGCAGAAAUGCUUCAAAAUGUCAAUGAGACACUUUUGGCUACAUGGGUGGAUGCAAGCAUGGCUAAGUCUGCAGUAUGGACUGUAAUGUUCUUGCAUCUUCUUUUGCACGUUUUAGGUCAACUACCUGCACCACAGAAUGUAAAAUUAACCUCUGUAAACUUUAAACAUAUUGUAACAUGGAAACCAGGAACUGGUUCACCCCCAGGUACACGGUACACUGUCGAAUCUUGCAUGCUAAGCAGGAAUGCUGACAGAUUCAUUCCAGUGAAACAUUGCAUCAAUAUUUCGACCCUGUCAUGUGACGUAUCAUGGACUUUUACAUCUUUUAGCGAUCUUUACUGGGUACGAGUUAGAAGUACUACAAGCACAGAUCAAUCCAACUGGGUGGAAUCGAAAGAACUUUGUCCAUUGCGUGACACCAUCUUGGGUCCCCCGAUCAUCAAUGUGACAAGCAAUAAUCAGAUCAUUGAAGUUAGUCUUGACAUGCCUCUGACUCCACAAAAAGACAACAAAAACCUAAAAACUGUGAAGAAUAUUGAUAAUUCAUUAAAAUAUAUUAUUAUCUUACUCAGCAAAGACGGCUCAGAAUAUGUGAGCGAGACAGUAUGGCCUGAUGAUUCAGGGAAAGGGUACUUUAAGUUUAACAGUCUAAAACCCAAGUUUACUUAUUGUGUUACAACAAGGUUUGAUUCAAUAUCAAAUCCUAACACGAGGAAUUCAAGAAAAAUCUGCACAACCACUUCGCCUCAAAAUACAAAUAUAAUGUGGAUUGCACCUAUGGUAGCAGCACUACUUUUAAUUGCAGGUGCAAUUAUCAUCACUUUAGUGAUUUGGCUGCUGAAACAGUUUGCUUGCUUGUGUUUGGCUAAGUCGCAACUUCCUAAAUCUUUGGCCAUUAUUUCUGAGGAGUUGCACAUGAAUCUGCGAUGCCAGGAGUCAAAUGAGAAUCCAGAAGGUGAUCACAUCUCAUUUCUUAUGAAUGAUGAAACCUCAAAUGAUUAUCAGUUGAAAUUUCAGAGCACAGAUCCUGCCCAAAACUUACAGCCCACCACAACUAACUGUUCAACUGACAUGGGUGAAAAUGCUUCCUACCAAAGUAAUAGUUUCAAUAGUGGAAGUUAUGAACGUAACAGCCUUCUGAAUGAGCCAGAUGCUUGCACCUAUAGGACUGCGGGUGACCUUCCAAACUACCUAACAUCAUCCUUUGAAGAUAGGGACAGUACAAGCAUUACACAGCAGAACAGCCCUGAAAGUCCAAUGCCCCAUAAUGUACAGUGCUGGUCAAGUUUAAGAGAUGAUAAAGAAGCCAGAAGCAGCAAUGCUAUUGAAAAUGACCCAAUAGGAAAGAGUUUGCAAUACAACUUCAGUUCAUUCCAAGAAACUCAGGUAGAACCCAUGAGCAUAGAGCUUUGGAAAAGUGCUGAUGUUCCUCUAAGUACAGUAAAACUUUGUUUUAAUGAUGAUUCUGAUAAAGACGAUUCUGAUGUGGAUGCUUAUGGCGAUGGAAUCUCCAACUUGUUAAAAACCAAAGACUUGUGUUCCCAAUGCACUUGUGACUUGACAACAGCUGAUGAUCAGUCUCGAAAUAGCAAUCUGGAAGAUCAAGAACAAUUCACAAAAUUAACUCAAUUUAUAAAUGACAAUGAAUUUCAGGGCUUGGGUAAAAAGCCAACCUUUCAUACCUCACCAUCUGACCGUAUGCAACUCUCUGGAUAUGAACCACAUUGAAAAUUAUUUGAUGUGUAUAAAUGAGCGAAUGUUUGGACUUACCUCAAAACCAGAAAAUGUCUUUAUAUUCAUUUUGUUUAGGAUAUCCCGACUUUUGAAAUUGGAUGAAAUCUUCAACUUUUUUUCUGGUUUUUAGUUUAAAGCAUUUGUAUUUUCUAAGUGAUAUCUUGAUAUGUUAAACAUUAUUAAGAGUAUCAGUAUCUAUGUCAGCUUUUCACUGUUACUGGUCCAGAAUUUGUAACAUUGCAGCUUGGUUAUGUUUAAACAAAUUCUCGUUUCCUUUAUCCCCACCCUUUCUUUCCUGAAUGCAUUGAUGUUUUGUAGAGUUAAAAGUGUGGAGGCAAUGAAGUGACCAUGAUUCAUAGCAGAAGAUAUCAAUAUUGAAGAAUGGUUUUUGCAACAAAAGCCAACUUCUAAGAAAGUAACCUGGAAGAGAUUGAAAAACUAUGACUACCUGUUGUGUAUAUAUAUGGGGGGGGGGAAAUUGGUGAAGGGACUUGGAAUAGAAUGGCACUGCCAAGGGUAGGAGAAGAGAAGUGCUUAGACCAGAUGGGAAAUACACAGUGGUAAGCAAUGCAAGUGCACUAGGAUUGGAAGACGACUGGGUGACUGGCGAGAGGGACUGAAGAAGGUGGUAUAUCACUUUCAUGGUGAUUCUAAAUACAAUGGGAGAAGCCAAAAGUAGAAACUGGUAUGGCUUCCAGAUCCCUUAUUAAAAUUCCACAUCUGCACACGUGUUAGUAGUGGGUCAUAGCAAGCCAUCAAGAGAAGAAACCAUCUUUCAUUGUCCUUGUCCUGCCCUAGGGGUGUUGACAGAAAUUGGAGUGAUCCUAUCCAUACCAACCCUAAAUGAGAACAGUUAAACUCAGCAUAAUCCAAGGAUGAAGUCUAAUCUGUACGGCAAUGCAUUGUAUAAAAUCAGAGGAGGGUCAGCUACAGUCAGAAAACUAAAGCGGACAUCUAUUUUGUUCAUAUAAAUAGUAAAUUAUAUUGUAAUUAUAUGAAAGAGAAUUUGGAGAAAUACAACUUAUUUAUUUUAUGUCCAAUGAUCACAGUGUGUCAAUAGCCCCAGAGGCUUUUAUGGAAUUGUUUCUCUGUAAAACCAAGCCACCUUGCAUUUGCCAAUCAUUUGACUUAACCAAAACAUUUGAAGGGCAUUCUCUGUUCCAAUAAUGAGCAAGAUUUUUGAUGACUGCCCCUCCAGACUUCCAUCAGUUUGUUGAAACAAAUGAGCACAAGACAAAAUGUUGUUUAUUUGACAGCUUUUUAAAAAAUAUAUACCUUUUAUUAAAAAAAGAUUUUUUUUCUUUUGAAUAUUACAACAAAUACAAAACCAAACAAUUCAAACCAAACAAUAUUAAAAAAAACAAACCUGCUAAUGACAUAAAUAAAUAUCAACUAAUAAAUAAGCUAAAAAAGAAAAGUCUUAUCAAUAAUAAUAAUGAUAAUAACCAUAACACAGCCCAGCAAAACAAAGCAAUCACCCUCGAUCAUCGAGCAUGUAAGUUUAUACAUAUUUAUAUGUUCAUAGUUCCUCCCCUCUGGAUACCAGAUUCAUUACACAGAAUUGCCAUGGCUAUGUAAAGGCUCUUAUCAGGAUGGCAGACAAAUCUGUAACCAGUUAGGCCAAAAAGGACCACCAUGUCUUAUAGAAAUUCUCAGUUUUAUGGUGCACCAUAUUUGUCAGAAAGUCCAAGGGGAUGUGCUCCAUGACUAGCUUACACCAGCCCUGGGGGAUCUUCUGACACCCAACCUAAUAGAAUGUUCUUUCUGGCACAAAAACUGAGGAUACUGAAAAGCCUUUUUUUGUGUGCAUCUAAUGAAAGUGAAUUAACAAAGCAAAGAAGAAGAGAUACCAGGUCCAUCUCCAUCUCCGUCCCCAAGGCCUUCUCUAUUUCGCCCACCAAAGUGCUCCAAUAUGCCCACAGUCUGUGGCAGGACCAAAGACAAUGAGUAAGAAUGCCCAUGCUCACUUUACAUUUAGAACACAUCAGAGAUGCUCUCGCUUUAAAUGUAUCGAGGCAGUCUGGGGCCAGAUGGACUCUGUGGAGGCGUGGAUCCUGUUGCAAAUCAAGGUCCUUCUUGCAUUUCCCUAGAUGUCCUCCAAUAUUUCAGAAGAGAUCUCAACGUUCAGUUCCCUCUCCCAUACCUUACAGAGCCGUUCGGUCUUGUCCAAGGGAUUCUCAAUGGAUGAUAAGCAUUGCUAACAGAUAACAUACCCACAGCACUCAACACCCUCUUCUCCAUGUCAGACCUAUAAGGAUCAGUUAGAAGUGUAGUCUCUUUUUGUAUGAAGUUUCUAGUUUGAAAGAAACAAAAGAGGUCUACACUAGGCAAUUCAAAUUUUCUGAGCCAACAGGUCAAAGGACAUCAGUAUAUCCCUUGCGAAUAAAUCAGCCAGGAAACACAUGCCGCACCUGCCCAUAGUUUAAACCCAGAGUCCAUCAAACCUGGCUGAAAGCCUGGCAAACCAAUUAUGGGGGUCAAAAAUGAUGUUUUGGCAAUAUUCCCCUCACCCUGACGCAUUGCCUUCCAUACCUUGACAGUAUG
Molecule: messenger RNA, 4598 nt
Organism: Chiloscyllium plagiosum (whitespotted bambooshark)
Lineage: Eukaryota; Metazoa; Chordata; Chondrichthyes; Orectolobiformes; Hemiscylliidae
Biological process (GO): cytokine-mediated signaling pathway
Cellular component (GO): plasma membrane
Molecular function (GO): protein binding; cytokine receptor activity
Source: RefSeq, a predicted model, not a curated record